UUAUCUUUAGAGUGAAUACUUUUCUCCUUUUGUUCCUGUAUAAAGGCAAGAUACUAAUCGCAGAUUUAGAAACAGUAGAUACUUUCCAUGACGUUGGAUCUGCCAUCAAAAAGCUGUAAGCAUGUCGAAUGUAAUGGUAAUAACACAGCCCCAGCCUACAAUGAUCUCUGCCCAUUCUGAUCAUUGGGGUUCAGAUAUUUGUGACUGCUGCGAUGACGUGCCUGAAUGUUGCUUUGCUUUCUGGUGUUUCUCGUGUUACACAUGCAUUCAAGCCAGAAACUAUGGUGAGUGUUUAUGUCUCCCUCUGCUGGAUAUCUUCUGUGGCGGAAUGAUUCCACCCAUCACCAUGUCGAUUAGGACCUCGAUGCGACAGCGGUAUGGCAUACAGGGCACCAUGUGUAAUGACUGUGUGUUGUCCACAUUCUGCAGACCCUGUGUUUGGUGUCAAAUGUCCAGAGAAAUGAAAGAACGGGAUUUACAAAUUGCUCUUAUUCGCACUAGAAAUUUAUGAAGUCUUAUUACACUACUGCAAAGAUGCCUGCGGGCGGUGGUCCUUAAAAUGAAGAAAAUCAUAAACAAUAUGUCAGAAUCAGGGGUUAUAAAUACUUACUAUCGACUGGUCAUUUUAUUAUGCAUUUAUAUCAUACGAUGCCAUUGUUUUUACAUCUCUUUUGAUGUAUUUUGUGAUUAAACACAAUGCUAUUUAAAUUAGCUAUUUCUAAUGGAAAGAAAAAGAUGGAUAUAUUGUCACAUAUUGUAAUGUUUACCAAGAUAUCCAUCUUAUCAUUAUAGUUUCUAAUCAGCAUCACUAAUAAAAUAACAUUAUUACACUGUAAGAAAUUCUAUCAUCAAUUAGUCCUAUAUGUUUUAGGUCAUUGUAACUUACUAAACUAAGUUAAUCUUGUUCUAACUUAAUUUUAUAAGUUAUGCAAGCUGAUUGUCAGUUUAACAUAAUAUAAGUACAAUGGACUCAUAAGGUUAGUUUGAUUCAGCUUCUUUUUUUUUUUUUUUUGCAUUGAAUGUAUCUUUAUGGAAAUGUUGUUGGAAUGUUGUAUAUAAUUUAUGGCACAAUAAAUGUUUAUAUGAAAAGA
This is a messenger RNA of Danio rerio (zebrafish), 1091 nucleotides long. Lineage: Eukaryota; Metazoa; Chordata; Actinopteri; Cypriniformes; Danionidae. The record is from RefSeq and is a predicted model, not a curated record.